This is a messenger RNA of Mytilus californianus (California mussel), 1569 nucleotides long. Its product is annotated as growth hormone secretagogue receptor type 1-like. Gene Ontology annotation, cellular component: membrane. Bases 142 to 1500 code for a protein of 452 amino acids. The record is from RefSeq and is a predicted model, not a curated record. Gene Ontology annotation, biological process: G protein-coupled receptor signaling pathway. Lineage: Eukaryota; Metazoa; Mollusca; Bivalvia; Mytilida; Mytilidae. Gene Ontology annotation, molecular function: G protein-coupled receptor activity. The transcript has 2 exons.
AGUGUGUGAAAUGUGUGUAGAAAACGAAUAUUUCCACUAGAAAAAUACAAGUUUUACGUAACUAUGGUUAAUUGCCGAUUAGACAGUAGAGCGUGCGUUAUUAAUUUAUGAGUGAAUUGUUAAUUUUGAAUUAAUUUGAAAAUGGAGAUGUCAACCGUCAUGUUUGAAGACAUCGGGUAUACCAUACAUAAUUCCUUUUACAACUACUCGUACUUGGAAAUUACAUCUUUUUCGACUGUUCCGUUUUCAGACAUAAAAAAUUGUUCUACCGAGGACUGGAUAUAUCCAAAGUUAUUACUACUGAGUCAAAGAAAGGCUGUUCUUUAUCUUCCAGUUAUCAUCUUUUUAUUUUUAUUGAUGAUAUUAGGAUGUUUCGGAAACGCACUGGUUCUGUAUAUUUACUGUUUCCGGUCGAAAAAGAGGUCAGCGAACAAUUUUAUUAUUGCCAUGGCAUUGUUUGAUUUUAUUACGAGUGUUGUAGUGAUGCCAAUUGACAUAUAUGAUUUACUCUAUCAUUACUCAUUUUAUUCAAACAUUGCGUGCAAAAUUUUCAGAGCUGUUGAAAGCGCUACUACGUAUGCAUCCGCUGUGAUUUUAAUACAGAUUGCAUUUGAUCGUUACUUUAAAAUAUGCAAGCCUUUACGUUUUGGUAAUCGGAAUAGAACAAAAUUUAUGUCUAUAUCAGCUGGUAUGUUAGCUUUACUUUUGUGUAGUCCAGCCGUGGUUCUAUUCGGAACAAGAAGAGAACAAAUUUCAGGAAAUCUAUGUGGUUUUGAUUGCUCCGUUGAUCAAAAAUACAAAGGCUCGACCUUCCAAACGAUUUAUUAUUUGAUAUUAGGUUUAGUGUUUAUAGUAACAUUCGUUAUAUUAUCAGCUUUAUACUUUUUAAUCUGGUUAGCAAUUAAAAGAAGAAAAGGCAUCACUAUCGGUGAAAAUCCCAGACAAAGUGUUAUACAAAAUGGCCGAAAAAGAAUGUUAUCAAGCGUAAGUGAUGAUGAUUCCUCGUCGGUGGUGCACAAUCAAAAACAGUUCCGCAGAACAUUGUCUAACUUAUCAACUAAAUCAAAACUAUCGAAUCUAUCUGAAAGGUUGUCCAAUAUAAAAGCAUCUCGGACGACAAAGAUUUUCAUCGCCGUCACCAUUGCGUUUGUAUUGAGCUAUUUACCCUCCGUUGGUGUAAUGAUUUGCAGAUCUGUAAAUAAGAAGAUAGAAAAAGACUCGUCAGAAUUUGUUCAAGUGCUUCUAAAAUUGUUUUCAAGAUGCCACUACUUAAACAACGCCGCCAAUCCAAUUAUAUAUAGUUUCUUUAACAAACACUUCCGUGACGAAAUUACAAAAUUAACCAAGAGCAUUGGUUUCUGUUGCAAGCAUCGUUUUCGUCCCCGCUCAUUGUCAACUUCUUCCGGAUCAUCGCGAAAAGGACGUUCAUCCAGAUCAAAUUCAUACAAAAGUGAACGUACUCAUGAAUAUGAAUUGGAACAUCUUAAACAUUCACGUUAAUGUUAUAAAACAUUGCAUAACAAUCCUUUUGCUGUAUACUGUUAGCAUUAAAAGCACGCAUUUUAAAUA